Ceutorhynchus assimilis (cabbage seed weevil) is the source of this 3511-nucleotide messenger RNA. NCBI's taxonomy places the organism in Eukaryota, Metazoa, Arthropoda, Insecta, Coleoptera, Curculionidae. The record is from the annotation of a GenBank genome assembly.
UAAAAAAAAAAAAAAGAUGGACUCUUCGGACGACGAGUUCCUAAACGAUGCCUUUUCGCAAAUGGAAAACUCAAUCUUAGACCAAGAAGACACUCAACUAGUCAAUGUCGAUCCCGACCCAAAAUCAUUGGAAGUUUUAUUCAAAAAAUUCGGCCACAAACAAUUCCGCCCUCUACAAUGGAAGAUUAUAGAUUCUAUUUUGAAUAAGAAGCAAGACAAUUGUGCUAUAAUGACAACUGGUUAUGGGAAAUCGUUGUGCUAUCAAUUUCCUGCAGUGUUUUCGCAAGGGAUGACUAUAGUUGUCAGUCCUUUGAUUUCGUUGAUGGAAGAUCAAGUGUUGGCGUUGACUGUAGCUAACAUUCCAGCCUGUUUACUAGGAAGUGCACAAAAAAGCAACUCAAAAACUAUUCAAGAGAUUCUAGAUAAUCAAUACUCAAUAGUUUAUUUGAGUCCAGAAUUUUGUUGCGGGGAAUCAGGCUUGGGGUUGCUGAAUGAAAUUAAAAACCGUUGCAAAGUUGUUUUGAUUGCAAUAGACGAAGCUCACUGUGUGAGUUCUUGGGGGCACGAUUUCAGACAAUCGUUUAGGAAGUUGGGCAUGUUAAAACAUGUUUUUGUUGAUGUUCCUAUAUUGGCUGUAACUGCAACUGCAACAGAACGAGUCAUUAAUGAUAUUAUACAUGUGUUGAAAUUAAAAAAUCCUCAAUUGGUUUGUUCUGGUUUUGACAGGCCUAAUUUGUAUUUGGAGGUGAGACAAAGAACAAGUGAUUUUAUGAGUGAUUUAAGGUUUUUGAUGGUAAGAAAAGAUGGAGAGUGGAAGUUUGAUGGACCAACGAUUAUUUAUUGUAUUAGACGUAAAGAUACUGAAAAGUUAAGUGAGCUUUUGCAACUAAACGAAAUAUCUUGUUUGCCUUAUCAUGCAGGCUUAAGUUUGAGUCUUAGACAAGAAGCACAUGAGCAAUUUGUUAAAGAUAAAAUUUCUGUAAUUGUUGCAACAAUUGCCUUUGGUAUGGGUAUUGAUAAACCUGAUAUAAGAUAUGUAAUACAUUAUGGUACAAGUGGCUCAUUGGAGAGUUACUACCAGGAAAUUGGAAGAGCUGGAAGAGAUGGUUUGCCUGCAAAGUGUGUGACUUUUUAUUCUAGCAGCGAUUUUAUAACCAGGGAAUUUUUAGCUUGUAAAGGAGGCAAUGAAGCACAUCAAGGCCAACUAUUAGAGCGAAUGAAGGAAUAUUUGUAUUCAAAUAAAUGUAGGAGGAAGUUUAUUUUGCAGUAUUUCGAGAAUAAGGUUCCAGAUUUGCAAUUUAGGCCCGAUUGUUGCGAUAUUUGUAAAAAUUCAACCAAUCAAAUAUCAUAUGAAGGGCUUGAUGUUGAAGGCAAUUAUGACUUUACUGAAGAUGCUACAAAAUAUUUGAAGGCAAUUGAAGCUGUGGGAAACAAAUUCGGCCACGGACUGUAUAUUUUGUUUCUAAAAGGCUCAAAGUCUUCAAAAAUACGCCCGCACUUGCAAAAACAUCCUUGUCACGGUUCAGGUAGUGACAAAUCCGAAGACUGGUGGAAGGCAAUUGCCAACUAUUUAGACAUGAAAAAGUAUUUAGCAAAAAUCCGAACAAGUAAAGGCAAAUUUUCGUUUACAGUUUUUCAAAUCAGUAAUUUGGGCAAACAGUUUUUGGCCAAACAAACUCAACUACUUGAACCACCUACACAAGACAUUUUGAAACAUUUAAAGAAAAAACAGCAAUCAACUGGUUGGAUUUCUGCCUCGUUAACAUCUACAACCACCAAAUCUGAAACCCAAACACAAGAAACAGAAACCCAAGAAGAAAUCGAUUCAAGAUUGAAAAUCUUACGUUUUCUCAAAAACGAACGCAGCCAAUUGGCUUCAGCUAACAAUGUAAUGCCUUAUAUGGUGGCUUCAGACUUUAUUUUAAUGGAAAUGGCUCGGCACAAGCCUAAAACAAUAGAGGAAUUGCAAAAGUUGCAAAUCAAUGGCCUCACUGAAGCAAGGAUUACUAAAUUUGGCCCUAAAUUAAUAAAAAUUAUACAAAACUUACAGGAAAAUCCAACUAUAAAAGAGAUUUUACAACAACAUCCAAUAACUGGUGUUACAAAAACAGGCGAAACAUUAUUGAUGUCUUAUGAAUAUUUCAAAAAACAAUAUACAAUUGAACAAAUAGCAGAUCGAAGAGACCUACAAGAAGGUACCAUAAUCAAUCAUCUAGUAAAAUUAAUCAAACAUGGAUAUCCAAUUAAAUUAGCCUCAUUGGGCGUCAGCCCAGAAAUACGCACAACAAUUCUACAAACAAUCAACAACUUAGGGGGCGAUUUUUCUACAAUUACCCCAAUCAAAGAAGCUUGCCCUGAAGAAAUCACUUACCCCCAAAUUAAUGCAGUUUGUGCUUAUUUGACUGUUAGAAGCCACUUAAAGCAGCUUAACAUUCCUUAUGUUGAAUUUGAAGAUUUCGUUUUUCAAGAAAUUGAUGAAGAUGAUGAUAUGUUGAUGGCCUUAUGUGAUGAAGCUGAAAAGGAGCUAAAAAAAGAGGAGAAACAAGUAAUUUUGGGGGAUAUCGAUGAGCCUCAAAUGAAAAAAGUUAAGACGGAAUUUGAAACGAAUAAAGUAGUGUUUGGUUCUUCUCCAAAAGAAAAUGUUGUUAAAGUUGAAAUGGAACCAGAAAUGGAUAUUGUAGAAAAUGCAGUGUUUGAUUCUCCUCCAAAAGAAGAAGUGAAAUAUGAUGCCCAGCAAACUGCUGAAAUGGAGCCAAAAAUGGAUAUUGUAGAAAAUGCAGUGUUUGAUUCUCCUUCAAAAGAAGAAGUAAAAUAUGCUGCCCAGCAACCUGCAAAUGUAGUGUUUGCUAAGAAAAAGAUGCCUCAAUGGUUGUCCAAAAAGAAAUAGGGACUUUUUUUUGUUUAAAAGUAGAGUUUCUGAUUAUUUAUUGUUCUAUAAUUCAAUAUUAUUAAUGUUGAAAUUAUUGUAUAUCCUAUUCACAAUCCGUAGUCCAAAGGUAAAGGUAAAUUUAUUAUCUUUCUCCGUAUCAAAUAGCACUGCUAGGUGAUAGAUUUUACCUUUAUCUUUGGACAUCCGAUUGUGAAUAGAUAAUAGUUGUUUAAUUGUGGUAUUAGUCAAAAUAAUUAUUGGUGAAAUAUUUUCUUAUUUUUAUAAUUAAACAAUAAUUGUUAAAAAAAUCAAGGGUUGAGAAAAACUGUAUUGUUCUCCUUGUGCAAGUUCUGAAUUUUUCAUAAUAAUUGUCAAAUAUGAUGAUGAAAACUUGAUUGGAAAUCUAAAAAAUUCCUACUUAUAAAAACUUAAAACCAAGACAUACAGCUUUAAUGUCUAGGAUUAUUAUGAUAAUAUGUUAACAGACUUCUUAGGGUCUAGAAUUGCUUGUCAAGCCUUCUAGAAAAAGGAAUUGCAGCCACCGACUGGUAAUCUAGUUGAAACUUGCUGAAUCCUUAUGUACACCUGAGAGUGAGAACAGUUUAUAUGUGCCUAUGCAAUAUUUCUUGUGAACAACGUUGC